This is a messenger RNA of Myripristis murdjan (pinecone soldierfish), 1674 nucleotides long. Its product is annotated as alcohol dehydrogenase 1-like. The transcript is spliced from 9 exons. The record is from RefSeq and is a predicted model, not a curated record. Bases 63 to 1199 code for a protein of 378 amino acids. Gene Ontology annotation, molecular function: alcohol dehydrogenase (NAD+) activity; zinc ion binding; S-(hydroxymethyl)glutathione dehydrogenase [NAD(P)+] activity. Gene Ontology annotation, cellular component: cytosol. NCBI's taxonomy places the organism in Eukaryota, Metazoa, Chordata, Actinopteri, Holocentriformes, Holocentridae. Gene Ontology annotation, biological process: formaldehyde catabolic process.
GCAGGUUCUGUUUUCCCAACUCUUCUCUGGUUGCUUGACUCUUGUCUUUGCAGGAACAAAGCAUGGCAACUGCUGGAAAGGUUAUCAAGUGCAAGGCGGCGGUGGCCUGGGAGCCUGACAAGCCUUUGGUGAUUGAGGAGAUUGAAGUAGCUCCUCCUCAGGCCAAUGAGAUCCGUGUCAAGAUCGUAGCGACUGGUCUGUGCCACACGGACCUGUACCACCUUUUUGAAGGAAAGCACAACGAUGGUUUCCCAGUAGUCCUGGGCCAUGAGGGAGCUGGCAUUGUGGAGAGCGUUGGACCUGGGGUCACCGAAUUCCAGCCAGGAGACAAAGUGAUUCCACUGUUUGUCUACCAAUGCAAAGAGUGUCGCUUCUGCAAGAGUCCUAAGACCAACCUGUGUGAAAAGGGAUGGUCCAGACUUCGCUACAGUGUGAUGUCGCCUGAAGAAAGCAGGUUGACCUGUAGGGGCAAGAAGGUGCUGCAGUUUAUGGGAACCAGCACCUUCUCUGAGUACACUGUCGUCAACGAAAUGGGUUUGGCUAAAAUCAACCCUGCAGCCCCUCUGGACAAAGUCUGUCUCCUUGGCUGUGGGAUCUGCACAGGAUACGGAGCAGCUGUUAACACUGCCAAGGUGGAACCAGGCUCCACAUGUGCUGUGUUUGGCAUGGGAGCUGUGGGUUUGGCUGCGGUCAUGGGCUGCAAGGCUGCAGGAGCCAAGAGGAUUAUUGCUGUGGACGUCAACCCGGAGAAGUUUGAGAAGGCCAAAGUGUUUGGUGCCACCGACUUUGUGAACCCAAAGGACCACAGCAAACCCAUCAGCAAAGUGCUGGAGGAGAUGACCAAUGGAGGAGUGGACUUCUCCCUGGAAUGUGUCGGGAAUGUUGAAGUCAUGCGCAGUGCCUUGGAGUCCUGUAUGCAGGGCUGGGGUGUCAGCGUGAUGGUUGGCUGGACAGACAUGGCUGACUUUUCAGCCCGACCCAUUCAGCUGAUUGCUGGACGCACAUGGAAGGGCACUCUGUUUGGAGGUUUUAAGAGUAAGGAUGGCGUACCUCAGAUGGUGAAUGCCUACCUGGACAAGAAGGUGAAGCUGGAUGAGUUCAUCACUCACAACCUGACUUUGGAUCAGGUCAACGAUGCCAUUGAAAUGAUGAAGCAUGGCCAAUGCAUCCGGACAGUCAUGAGCGUUUCUCCACAAUGAGACUGAUGGCCCCAGUGUCGCUCUCAGUAAUCCCACAACUAUUCAGCAACCAGCUAUUUCAACAAUGCAAUAUUCACACAUGUAACACCAAACAAAAGCAUGAAGACUGCAUAUAAUAAAGAGAUUAUUGAAAUUAUGCACAAAACACAUGCAUGACAUGGAACACUCAAAGAUAAAUGUAUGGCAUAAUGAGGAAAAAUAUCAAACAUUUAUUCUGCAAUAUUCUGCAAAGAAACUUCAAUUGUCAAUGUGUUAUGACCAAAAUAAAUGGCUUAAAUAUAUGGGAUAUAAUAUCAUUAAUCUCAGGCGUAUGGAAUAUGCAUACAUAUUCAACAGUUUCCUUCGGAGUUCUCUGAUGAAUUUAUUUGUAGUCCGGCACAUGUAUUUUAAGUUUAGAUCAGCAUUUGACCCUGCCAAACUGUUUAUAUUGUUCAGAUUAUUCAAAUUAUGCACAAUAUACAUAUCCGACUUUGAA